Messenger RNA from Lathyrus oleraceus (garden pea), 3135 nucleotides. RefSeq names its product pentatricopeptide repeat-containing protein At2g03380, mitochondrial. Gene Ontology annotation, cellular component: intracellular membrane-bounded organelle. Lineage: Eukaryota; Viridiplantae; Streptophyta; Magnoliopsida; Fabales; Fabaceae. Gene Ontology annotation, molecular function: protein binding; RNA binding. Gene Ontology annotation, biological process: RNA modification. The record is from RefSeq and is a predicted model, not a curated record. The transcript has a single exon. Bases 488 to 2584 code for a protein of 698 amino acids.
CCCUGUUGGUGAAUCAAAGUCCAUAGAUGUGUGAUCAAACUUGUAAGCAUUAUAACCGGUCUUUUGACCAACUCCUCAAUGAAACAACCUCAUAUGGAAAUACAUAGUCAUGAAGUUAGAUAUGAUUCAUUCACUUUUCACAUAUCAAUAUUCCAAAAUUCUCUUGCGCUCCAUAUCGUGGACAAAUCAUUAUCUAUUGUAAUCUCAGCAAGUAUUGGAAAAAAUUCGGCAGACCAAAAGAUGCGGUAGGCUAAAAUGUUUGUUUUAGUUGCAACAAUGAAAAGAUUACAAUGACACUUUGUAUGAUCGAGAUUACACUUUUGAUAAUGAGUGAUAAUUGUGUAGGAUCGAAAUCACAAAGUUUAUUACUACUAUUAUUUUGUUGAUGCUGUCUAUGUUUAUGUUAUGUAAUUAUAAUUUAAACAAUUUAUCAUAUGCUAUAUAAAAAAAAAAAAACACAAUAUCGGGCAAGAAAAGGUGAUGAAGCAUGUUGAUCGUACCAAGGAUCGUGCUUCGUCUUCAACGGAAAAAAUGGAGGUCCCUCAGUUAUCACCACCACCACAGCCAUGAACAUGAUAACCACAUUCACCAACCACUUCCACUCCCUCCAACAUUCUACCUCUCCCGUAUCUGCAGAAACCUCGACACCGUCAAGAAGCUCCACGCUUCCCUCCUUAUCCACGGCCUUCCCCUCGACACCAACCUAAUCUCUCUCUACGCCUCCUUCUCCUCCCUCCCCCAUGCCCGAACACUCUUCCACCGUUUACCCUCUCCAGACCUCCACUCCUUCAAACUCAUAAUCCGUUGGCAUUUUCUCAACGACGACCACUCCCAUGUCGUUUCAUUCUACCACCUCGCUAGACUCACUCUCGGCUUCUUCAACGACCUCGUCGUUUUUUCCAUUCUCCUCAAAACUUGUUCUCAGUUACGCGACCUCGUUCUCACCACACGGCUUCACUGUCACAUUCUCAAAGCGAAACCUCCUGAUAGCUUUGUACUCACUAGUCUGGUCGAUGCUUAUUCUAAAUGUGGAAAGCUUCAUUAUGCGCGUAAGGUGUUUGAUGAAAUACCUGACCGAAAUGUUGUGUCGUGGACUUCGAUGAUUGUCGCUUAUGUACAAAAUGACUGCGCUGAAGAAGGUUUGAUGUUGUUUAAUAGAAUGAGGGAAGGGUUUGUUGAUGGGAAUGUGUUUACUGUUGGAAGUUUGGUUACUGCUUGCACUAAAUUGGGGUGUUUGCAUCAGGGGAAAUGGGUUCAUGGAUAUGCUAUUAAGAAUGGGAUUGAGAUUAAUUCUUUUUUGGCAACUUCUCUUUUGAAUAUGUAUGUUAAAUGUGGUGACAUUGGAGAUGCUCGUUCCGUGUUUGAUGAGUUUUCAGUUUCAAAUUUUAGUAGGGAUGAUCUUGUUUUCUGGACUGCUAUGAUUGUUGGGUAUACUCAGAGAGGUUAUCCUCAAGCCGCGUUGGAAUUGUUUACUGAUGAAAAAUGGUAUGGGAUUUUGCCUAAUUCUGUUACCCUUGCGAGUUUGCUCUCUGCUUGUGCUCAACUGGAAAAUAUUGUUUUGGGAAAGUUAUUUCAUGUUCUGGUAGUUAAGUAUGGAUUGGAUGAUACUUCAGUGAGAAAUGCUCUUGUUGAUAUGUAUGCAAAGUGUGGACACAUUUUUGAUGCGCGUUAUGUGUUUGAAACUUCGGUUGAUAAGGACGUUGUCUCUUGGAACUCGGUUAUUUCUGGUUAUGCACAGAGUGGUUCUGCAUAUGAAGCUCUUGAUCUCUUCAACAGGAUGAGAUUGGAGGUGUUUUCGCCGGAUGCGGUUACGGUUGUCGGUGUUCUCUCGGCUUGUGCUUCCGUUGGUGGUCAUCAAGUUGGUUCAUCCCUUCAUGCUUUUUCCUUCAAGUAUGGUUUGAUAUCCUCUAGCAUCUACGUUGGCACUGCAUUACUCAACUUUUAUGCAAAAUGUGGGGAUGCAAAGUCAGCUCGCAUGGUGUUUGAUUUGAUGGGAGAGAAGAAUGCUGUGACCUGGGGUGCAAUGAUUGGUGGGUGUGGCAUGCAAGGUGAUGGAGUUGGUUCUCUUGCUCUCUUUAAGGAUAUGUUGAAAGAGGAACUUGUGCCUAAUGAAGUGGUUUUCACAACUUUAUUAGCAGCUUGCAGCCAUUCAGGGAUGGUUGGAGAAGGAUUGAGGUUAUUUGAUUUUAUGUGCAGGGAGUUAAACUUUGUUCCUUCCAUGAAGCACUAUGCAUGUACGGUUGAUCUGUUGGCACGUGCUGGCAACCUCCAAGAGGCAUUGGAUUUUAUUGCUAAGAUGCCUGUUCAACCCAGUGUUGGUGUGUUUGGAGCUUUUCUUCAUGGUUGUGGACUUCAUUCCAAUUUUGAAUUAGGAGAAGUGGCAAUUAGGAGAAUGUUGGAGUUGCAUCCUGAUCAAGCUUGUUAUUACGUGCUCAUCUCAAACUUGUAUGCUUUAGAUGGAAGAUGGGGCAUGGUCAAGCAGGUGAGAAAGAUGAUAAAGCAAAGAGGAUUGAACAAGGACCCUGGUGUUAGUUUAGUGGAGAUGGAUGUCAACAACAGUACAUAUGCAAAUGUCGCGGUUUAAUCUUAUUGCCUUUGUGAUCAAUCUUAUUGCCUUUGUGAUCGUAAAGUAAAACUACAUGCUUAACAACUGGCUGGAUUAGUUCCAUGAUCACCCUGCCAGAGAUGGGAAAGUUCUGAAACUGAGUCUUGUAAGACUCAAGGCCACCGCUUGAACAUAAGACUCAUGGUGCUUGGCAGAAGCUGAUGGGUUUGAGGAGAUCAAGUGAUCAAAAGGUCAGCAUGAAGUUAGUAAAUGGCCUUUCUGUAGAAGCAAGGUUGUCUAGCUCGAAAGUCUAGGUAAUCUCAUGGAGCAUUGUAGGCUCGACUCUAGGACAUGACUGUACGAGUUUACUAGAUGCAAAGCCAAAAGUCGAUUAGAUGCAAAGCCAAAAGUCGAUUGAUAUGGUCAUGCUCAACAAAUACUGGUUUGUCCAAUAAUAGUGGAUUUUCAUAAUUUUUAAAAACCUAGUUCAAGUGAGUUCUUUUUGCAGAAAACACGGCAAAUCGUAGGUAGAUAUAGGCCUUAGAACAAAAUAAUUAAAGUUGUUUGAAACAAAUACUUUUGAGUGUGAU